AUGAUCACUAAUAAUCAAGAAGUUGAUACGAAUUUAAAUCAAAAAAUUGCAUCAAAAUUUAAUACUAGACAAUAUAAUUUAUGUAUAAACUAUUCGUAUUUACGACACCUUAACCCUGUCAUACAAAAAAGAUUUAAGUCCAAAAAGCAGACUACAAAACAAGUAGAUUACGACAACGACGAGGAUGAAGAGGAAUCUGUGGAAGUCGAUGAAUAUUUGCAGACCGACAAAUCGAAAGUAAUUAAUACUACAGUAACAUCCCUUCGAGUAGAUGUUAUUGUCAAAGCAGCAUUGAAAAUGUCACGCAUGAAGAUAGAUAAAGCAUUUUAUAACAGUAAUAUCCGUAUCAAUGGCGAGAGAUGUUUGAAGAAGGGUUCACAGGUUGAAGUUGAUGAUGAGAUUGACAUAGUUGUUGGCAGAAGUCCUAAUAAUCCUGGUUUCCUCAUAGUACAUCGUUGUAUUGUACUAUCAGCCAGUCCAGAUGAGGAUACAAUUAAAGUAAAAUUACUUAGCAAUAAGUCUUUAUUAAUUGAAGAUUAUAAUGAUCCAUGGAAUGGUGUAGCAAAUUAAUAUCUUGAGCAAU
Messenger RNA from Dufourea novaeangliae, 583 nucleotides. RefSeq lists its product as uncharacterized. The transcript is spliced from 5 exons. NCBI's taxonomy places the organism in Eukaryota, Metazoa, Arthropoda, Insecta, Hymenoptera, Halictidae. The coding region runs from base 1 to 570 and encodes 189 amino acids. The record is from RefSeq and is a predicted model, not a curated record.